This is a messenger RNA of Penicillium soppii, 627 nucleotides long. RefSeq names its product aminoacyl-tRNA hydrolase PTH2. NCBI's taxonomy places the organism in Eukaryota, Fungi, Ascomycota, Eurotiomycetes, Eurotiales, Aspergillaceae. The record is from RefSeq and is a predicted model, not a curated record. Gene Ontology annotation, cellular component: mitochondrion; cytosol. Bases 1 to 627 code for a protein of 208 amino acids. The transcript is spliced from 2 exons. Gene Ontology annotation, molecular function: peptidyl-tRNA hydrolase activity.
AUGGCCGCCCCAGUACCAUUAGAUCGCCUGCCUCCCACAACCACCGCUUAUGUGAUCGCGACAGCCAUCAUCGCAGGAGUCACCGGAUACUUCAUCGGCCAAGGCUCCUCACUCAACCUCUUUAAAGAAAAGGAAGGCUGGCCCAACAGUUACGAUGUAGAGGUCCACAACCACUCCUCCGACGAGGGCGAGGAGGAUUCUGAAGAAGAGGAGACUGACGAGGAAGACGAAGGCAACGGCGAGGAACUAGCCAGCUUUAAGCACAACACUGAAGAGGUGAAGCUGGUGCUGGUUGUCCGGAUGGACCUGGGCAUGACCAAGGGCAAAAUCGCCGCCCAAUGCUCCCACGCCACCCUCGCCUGCUACAAAUACUUCCAAGAGUUCGCGCCCAACUCGCCCAUCCUUAAGAAAUGGGAGCGCGGUGGCCAGGCCAAGAUCGCCCUGCAAACCCGGUCUGAGGAGGAAGUGCUACUCAUGCAGGCUCAAGCCAUAAGCCUUGGUCUUUGCGCGCGCGUUAUUCAGGAUGCUGGUCGCACUCAGAUCGCGAGCGGUAGCAAGACUGUGCUUGGAAUAUUGGGACCCAAGAGUGUGGUUGACGGCGUGACGGGACACUUGAAGCUUUUGUAG